Molecule: messenger RNA, 1178 nt
Organism: Austrofundulus limnaeus
Lineage: Eukaryota; Metazoa; Chordata; Actinopteri; Cyprinodontiformes; Rivulidae
Product: methyltransferase-like protein 7A
Molecular function (GO): S-adenosylmethionine-dependent methyltransferase activity
Source: RefSeq, a predicted model, not a curated record
GGUCAGCCGAGACGAGAGCAGCAAUGAGUUUUCCAAUAAGAUUUUGGACAUUCGUGGUGAACGUGUUAUGUUUGCCUCUUCACGUCAUCCACGCGGUCGGUUUAUACAGCCUGUAUAAGCGCAUGAUUCCGUUUGUGCUGCAGCGCAUGUCGGUGAAGUACAACGAGAAGAUGCACGAGAGCAAAAAGGAGCUGUUUCGGGAUCUGUCGGGGUUCAAGGGGAACGGCGGCCAGCUGACAAUCCUAGAGAUCGGCUGUGGUACAGGUGCCAAUUUUCAGUUUUACCCGCCGGGCACCAAGGUGGUCUGCACCGACCCGAACCCGCACUUUCAGAAGUAUCUGGCGGAGAACAUGAAGAAGAACGACCGCCUGCGCUAUGAGAGAUUCGUGGUGUCCACAGGGGAGGACAUGUCCUCCGUGGAGGACGAGUCCGUGGAUGUGGUCGUCUGCACCUUGGUGCUCUGCAGCGUCACAGACGUCGCACAAACCCUGAGGGAGAUGCACCGUAUCCUGAGACCUGGYGGAGCCUUCUUCUUCAUAGAGCACGUGGUUGCAGACCCCUCGACGUGGACGUACUUCUUCCAGCAUGUCCUUCAGCCUGCGUGGGACUACUUGGGUGAUGGAUGUAAGAUGACCCGAACAACAUGGAAGUACUUGGAGGAAGCUGGGUUYUCUGACCUCAAACUCCAACACAUUAAUGCGCCACUCUUCUUUGUUAUCAAACCACACAUUUUCGGCCACGCCGUGAAAUAAGAUUUAGUCUGAUGGGAUCUGUAACAAGCUAGAAUCACAAUCAGCGCGUAAAUAUGCCAAGUGUAUAUGAUCACCGGUGUUAGAAGUGAGCUUCUGCUUCAGUCGUGAUCUUAAUUUUUGUAUUGGAACAAAUUGUCUGCAUUUUUGGAAAAAAGAUACUGUUUACCUUUUAAAAAAAGAGCACACAAUACUAAUUUUUAUUCUUCUUUUUGUAUUUCCCUAUUGUGCUUGUUGACAUUUGUAAACCCUAACAUGAGAAAUUGAACCAGUUUUUACAYGUUUAAUUUACAUCCUACUUUUGUUGUGGUGAAUACUUAUACAAACGUUUUGUUCUCCAACUCAUUUCUGACAUUAACCAGGGCUGGAAGUAUAAAAUUAGGAUGCUUCAAWUUCACAUCAAAUAAAUGGUUUUACCCUCUUAUUGCA